This is a messenger RNA of Plasmopara halstedii, 2637 nucleotides long. RefSeq names its product triacylglycerol lipase. Bases 1 to 2637 code for a protein of 878 amino acids. Gene Ontology annotation, biological process: coenzyme A biosynthetic process; lipid metabolic process. Gene Ontology annotation, cellular component: nucleus; cytoplasm. The record is from RefSeq and is a predicted model, not a curated record. The transcript has a single exon. Gene Ontology annotation, molecular function: phosphopantothenate--cysteine ligase activity. NCBI's taxonomy places the organism in Eukaryota, Oomycota, Peronosporomycetes, Peronosporales, Peronosporaceae.
AUGGCGCUGUGGGGCACGCUGCGCCAUCGCCUUGGUGGAUCUGUGCCAACAGAUUCAAAAGAGUUUGUGGAUAAUUUUUUUACAACGACGCCUCAGGACCCGCGCUGGGGACUAAGCCUUAUCCAAAAGCAAACAGAGGAAUUUGUCGCCGCGCAGCUAGCUGACCAGCGGCGCGGCAUUGCGCUUAUUACGUCAGGUUCUACGAUCGUGCCGAUGGACCCAGAGAACGAUACAUUUGUCGAUGUGGUCUCUCAUGUGCAGGAGCAGCGUGGUCCAGCUUGUGCUGAGUAUUUCUUACAACUGGGCUACGCCGUCAUAUUUGUACACCGGGAAAAUUCCUUGCGACCUUUUACGCGUCACUUUCAAAAAAUUAUACAGAAUGGGGUCUUCAUGAACAUGCUUCGCAUGCAAGACGAUGGGCUUGUACUUUCUGGCGCUGACAUUUCGCAGCAGCUGCAGUUUCAAAAAAUCACACAGCUAUACACCGAAUGCAGCACUCGUGUGCUUUAUUUAAGCUUUACAUCAGUACAGCAAUAUCUUAUGCUUACCCGAAUUACUGCAAAGGCUGUAGAAGUGGCUAAGGACCAAGGCAUUGUAGUGCUCAGUGCCACACUCAUGGACUUCUACGUGCCGGUAGAUUCUUCUAUCGCCGCGAAGACAAUUGUGAGUACAGUAAAUGAAGACGUCUCUUCAUCUUUGCUCUUUUCUCCUUUAAAGCAUAGUAAAACUCAAAGCAUCAGAAAGUCUGCAAAGAAAACGACAAAAAGGAAAAGUGGUGAGUUCUCCGUCAACUUUGUCCGGGUUCCUAAUAUCAUUCACAAGAUUCGCACGGAAUGGUGUCCAAAGGCAUUUUUAGUCACGAGCAAGCAACAGCUUGCAAGUGGCGAGGAUAUAGAGGCUGCUCAUGCCGAUUUAGAGAAAUGGGGCGUCGAUGUAAUUGCGGGAAAUCACCACUCGCACGAAAUUCUGCUCAUUUCUGAGCAAGAGGAAGCAAUCGUGACGUGUCCUGACGAUGAGGAUAUUAACGAUGCGUUCGCAUCUGCGCUUGCUGAUAUGCACCGCAGCUUUCGGCGCAAGCGGGCGAUUCUCGCGCGAGGUAAACAGCUUUUACUACUAUCCGCCAAGUUUUCCAUGCUCAAGGAGAAGGAUGUGGUAAGUGAAGAUGCUGAUGGAAAUAAAAAUGUUCAGUUUGGUCUCGGUGUCAAAAUUCGAGCGGAUCGUAGAGCACCCGAUGCCAUAGCUCCCGUGUACGAACUCAAGCAUAUUUUUCAAAACAAAAGCCGCUGCGCACGAGCACACAUUUGGGAAAGUGUGGUGGAGCAUUCACCUCGGGAUGUUGUGGUUGCCUUCAGUCCGGCCGGCAAUCCAGAAACAAUUCGUGACGUAUGGGGAGAUUUCUGGUCAGGAUGGGCUGAAGACGAGUUGCAAGAGUUCAAAACGGAAAUGAAGGGAAUGUCAUUUUCGUCGGCGAUAAACCUUGUUACUUCAUCAGUCUCGGGUAAUUAUGAGCCUGCCUCUCAGCUUCUAAAGUUCAUGUGGAGUAAAAUUGGACAUGCCUGGACUGAUGGUGAGCAGACGCGUGUUCGCCAGAGUAUUCAGAACAUGAUGGCCGUGGCUUUAGAUCGUGGCCUUACAGAACCUCCAGGCAUCUCAAUUCUGGAGAGGCUAAUGCGCAAGCCUCGCAUUCAGCGCUUCGACUCGCUUGUGCUAGACCAACCGACAGCUGUGUCAGUGCACGCGCAGAGACACACUCGACGUCCUCGGCGCGACAGUGACACAGAUAGUAAUAGCUCUGGAGAAAUUAAUCCUGUGCGCUUAAGUAAAGCUCGAGUCGUUCGUGUGCAUCGUGCUAUAAACGAUUACAUGCAAGAUAUGAUAGAGAAAGGAUUACUGGAUUCUAUCUUAAAGUACGUGGAACAGGGAAGUCGUGUACAUGUGACUGGUUAUAGUAUGGGAGGCAUGCUGGGACAGCUUUUUAUGUUGUACCUAGGCGAUUACGCUCGCAUGAAUGCGUGGGAUGCGAGCAAAAUCAAUUUUGUUGGCUUUGGUUCUCCUCGAGUAGGUGAUAUUGGCUUCGCCGCUCGGCUGCGCGUGCUUUUCGACCCGCAGCAAUUGCUGAUCAUUAUGCAUCCUUCAGAUGCUGUUCACGCUUUUCCUCCAACGGCUGAGGGUUACGUGGACGCUUGCAUCAAGAUCUUCUUACGCGAAGACGGAUUGGGGGUUGCUCGACGCACACCGGGCCACUUUACACUGCUUCCCGUUACCAGGUCUAUUGACCGUGCUUUUGAGCACGCUUACAAAGAACGUGCGCAUGAAAAUAAAAACGAUCGGGCUUGUUCUUUUUGCCAAGGCAAGACUCACCUCACAGCUCAGCAUCGGUGCCGAUAUUGCAUCGAACGUGGCUCUCAUCGUGGGGCUGAUUGUCAGAAUCGCAAUAAGCCUUGCUUGUUGUGUGGUAACUCAAAUCACUGUACCGGUGAGCACAAAUGCCGCGUGUGCCAGCAGUAUGGACACCGUGGUCGUGUGUGUCAUGCUCAGCGCGAUGUUGGCUUUGCUGAGCUGCUCACCUACUUCCGGUAUCACCACUUUCUCUACUACAAUGCCAACCUUAAGAAGUCAGUUGAAUUUGCAUCGUGA